AUGAAAAUAUUCGUUUCUGUGCUGUUGCGUUGGGAAUGUAUAUAUGUGGGUAUUCGAUGCCAUUCGAGUACUUUGACAAAUGCACUGGUAUAUUUCAUUAUAUGAGUUGUAUAUUUCAAAAUAUACGCUGAAUAUUCCAGGUACGAGGCUGAAUAUUUCAAAAUAUGCAAUUGUAUACUUUAUUUUUAUUGAGUCAAUUUUUCAUAGACCUUGUCGUCUUCUUCAAAAUAUCCGUUGAAAUUUCCAUCUACGCAGCUGAAUAUUUCAAAAUAUACAUUGUAUAUUUCAAGAAGCCAGUCGUUUAUCUAAUUUUAUUUCAUUUACGCAUGCUGAUUAUCUGCGGGGUUGAUUUCCUAGAAAUACAAGUCAUCGUUGUGUAUCAUACAGUAGAUUAUCGGAGAAAUACGUCGAUUAAUAUUAUGGUUUUCUUGCAUUUUGCUUUGCUAUUGCUUUGACAGUACCGCGCGUGAAUUUCUCAUAUUGCCUCUGUAACAUGAUGCACCCUUGUGUAUACCAAUCUGGAUACGAAUGUGCUGUCCUCCCCACCACUCCAACGAGAGUAGUCGCUCGCUGGUCAGGAGGUCGCGUCUGCUGUCCGCUUGUUUACCUCAUCGCAUUAUAUUCUAUUUACCUCGUUUUCCAUUCCUUUUUUUUAAUGUUUCCGAGAAUUAUUUGUUCUCUAAUACUUUACGUGGUUACUUAUAAUUCAAAGUUUCCUCUUGACUUGAUCGAGACAAGUGUAUGUGUGUGAUAAGCCUGUUGUUACAAGCACGAGCCUAUCAAGAAUUGAGGUUAUAAGAUGUCUCUUGCUGCACAGUUGUAACUUUUGAAAGGAACCUCAUUUUUACGCUACAGCUAUGAAAGCAGCCUUUGUAAAGUCCGCUGUAAAUGCAUUUUAUCAGUCUAUUUCCCAUCAGGGUCCUUACUGCGGGACAAGUGAUGGUAAUGUUUCGCACCCAAUUAAGGUAUGCUGUCGAUGGGUCCAUUGUGAUCGUCAGAGUCAGAUUGGCAAAAGCGUAUACAUAUGUGACGAGACCGCUCUAUCAAAAUUACAGUUAGCUUUUGAUAAAGUACCUGAAUUGAAAAGAGGUGUGGCGUGGCCUGUGGUGAAGCAUAGUUGUGAUUAUUCUGCUGUGGAAUGGCUUCUAUACAGUGGUGAAGAUGCACAUGAACUUACUUACGGACAUAUUAAGAACUGGUUACUUGUGCCGGAAGACUUUAAGGAAAUCAUGGAUUAUGUGGUGAAAUUACAUAAUUUGAAGUUAGUAAGAGUUAUUGCCAAUGUGUACGAGGGUUACAGAUCCACAUCAGAAGAGGAAUCGGUGUGUUUGAAGACGGAUGUCUCAGUGUCGAUGGUAAUUGUUCAUCCUGGUGACCUUCUCAUAUCAUUACCAAACAAAGUAAAUCUGAGCGAAGGCAAAACUAUACUUGAGACCACAUUAAGUAUUACGAAGAAAAAGUCAAGAUUGCGGGGACUGUCGUGA
Molecule: messenger RNA, 1484 nt
Organism: Frankliniella occidentalis (western flower thrips)
Lineage: Eukaryota; Metazoa; Arthropoda; Insecta; Thysanoptera; Thripidae
Exons: 4
Coding region: 858-1484 (208 amino acids)
Source: RefSeq, a predicted model, not a curated record